Sorghum bicolor (sorghum) is the source of this 3200-nucleotide messenger RNA. RefSeq lists its product as uncharacterized. The coding region runs from base 151 to 1182 and encodes 343 amino acids. Lineage: Eukaryota; Viridiplantae; Streptophyta; Magnoliopsida; Poales; Poaceae. The transcript has 5 exons. The record is from RefSeq and is a predicted model, not a curated record.
UCCUACACACGAGAGCUUCGCGACUCGUCCGCUACUCGUCCGACUGUUCGUUUCUGCGGCGGCGGCGAAGACGAUUCGGCUGCGGCGGAGUCAUCGACGGUGGGCGGUGGCCAAAAAAUCGGUUGCGGCGGAGUCAUCGACGGUGGGUGGAUGCCGCCGCGAUUGCGAGGGAAAGCAGACGCACCGCUGCAGUACGGUCCUGCAGAUAGGGAUUCAUUCACGAUUGAGUUGCAUCAUGGGGGUUUCUUUGUUGGGUUUGGUAAUCUGCGAUCUUAUGUUGAUGAGAAAGUUCACUGGUUUGACUGGAUCGAGUCCGAUAUAUGGUCUGCAGUCUGGUUCAAGGAUUUUCUACAGGAACUUGGUUAUCAGAGUGUGGCAAACAUCAAGUUUCAUUGGUUGCUACCAGGGAUGAAUUUUCCAGAAGGACUCAGGUUGAUUAAAUCAGAUAGUGAUGCUCUUGCAAUGAUCAGUGUAGUGCACAAGGUCAAAAAUUUGGUUGUGUAUGCUGAUGAAUCAGACAGUAUAAACAAUGAGGACUGGGAUGACAUAGUUGGCAAUCCUGCUAAUGAGCUACCAAAGGUUCUGAGUCCGCAUAAAGUUGUGUAUGUUGACAAGAACCCAAGAGAGAAGUUACCUGUGUUCUAUACUGAUCUGAAGAAAGGCAGAGUAGACCAAGUUGGCUCUAGCAAAGCAUCUUAUGAUGCUGGUGGGGAUGAACAACAAGAUUUUUGUGAUACUGACUAUGAGAUUAGUGAUGGGGAUGAAGAUCUUUUAGAGGAUGCUGUUGAAAUAAAUUUGCCACAAGUUAAAGGGAAAAACAAGAAGGCCAAGGACAGCCAGCUAAAGGCUAUUGAGAUUAGUGUACCUACACCAAUAUAUGAUGAUGUAGACACAGAGGAUGAAAACCUGGAUCUUCCUAAAUCUGAUGGUGAAGGAGAAGGGAGAUUGAGAUUCAAUUCUUGGAGUGAAGAGGACAUGAACAACCCAGCUUUCUCUGUUGGGCUUGUCUUCCCUUCAGUGCAGUCUGUGAGAGAAGCAAUUACAGAGUACUCUCUUAGGAAUAGAGUGGAAAUCAAACUUCCUAGGAAUGAUAAGAAAAGAAUAAGGGCUCAUUGUGCUGAUGGUUGCCCUUGGAAUAUGUAUGUAUCUUGGGAUAGCAGAGUGAAAUCUAGAGCAAGGUAGCUAGAGCAAGAAGACUGAUCAUGAAAGUUAUCCAUGGUGAUGAGAUCAAGCAGUAUGAAUAUCUUUGGGAUUAUGCACAAGAGACCAGGAGGAGCAACCCUGGGAGCUCAAUGUAUCUGAACUUAGCAGGAAACCUAUUUAGUACUUGCUUCAUGGCUUUAGAUGCAUGCAAAAGGGGUUUUUUGGCUGGGUGUAGACCCCUCAUCUGUCUUGAUGGUUGUCAUAUCAAGACAAAAUAUGGAGGCCAACUGUUGACAGCUGUUGGAAUGGACCCUAAUGAUUGCAUUUUCCCAAUAGCAAUGGCUGUGGUCGAGGUGGAAUCAUUUGUGACCUAGGAAUGGUUCUUGGAGACAUUAAAAUCUGAGCUUGGGAUAGAUAACACAUACCCUUGGACCAUAAUGACAGAUAAGCAGAAGGGACUUAUUCCAGCCGUGAAAAAGGUAUUCCCUGACUCAGAACAUAGGUUUUGUGUCAGACACUUGCACUCUAAUUUUCAAGAAAAGUUCAAAGGUGAAGUUCUAAAGAACCAACUAUGGGCGUGUGCAAGGUCCUCUUCUGUUCAGCAGUUCAACAGAAACAUGGAAAGGAUGAAAGCCUUGAGUGUAGAUGGUCACAAAUGGUUGGAAAAGAUGGAACCGAAGACAUGGGUACGAGCUUAUUUCUCAGAGUUCCCUAAGUGUGACAUAUUGCUUAACAAUAAUUGUGAGGUAUUCAAUAAGUAUAACUUAGAAGCAAGAGAGCUACCUAUACUCAACAUGUUUGAGAGUAUUAGAACACAACUCAUGACAAGACAUACAACAAGCAAAAGGAAGCAGAAAGGUUUGUAGGAAACUUCUGUCCUAAGAUUAGAGCCAAAGUCACUAGGAAUGCUGAAUUUGCCAACUUAUGCUAUCCUUUGCCUGCUGGUCAUGGAGUGUUUCAAGUACAGAUUAGAGAGUACACUAACAUUGUUGACAUAUUUGCUAAGACCUGUGACUGCAGAAGGUGGCAGCUAACUGGAAUCCCUUGCUGCCAUGCAAUUGCUUGUUUGAGGCAUGAAAGGAUCCAGCCAGAGAGUGUGCUCCCAGAAUGCUAUUCUGUUGAAACAUUUAAGAAAGCUUAUGGAUUUAGUAUAUGGCCAUGUAGGGACAAAAGUGAAUGGGAGCAUGUCAAUGGUCCACUUGUGUCACCUCCAGUGUAUGAAAAAAAGUCAGGCAGGCCACCUAAGACUAGAAAGAAACAACCACACGAGGUACAAGGGAAAAAUGGGCCAAAAUUCUCCAAGCAUGGAGUGACAAUACAUUGUUCCCACUGCUCAGAGGCUAACCACAACAGUGGAGGUUGCAAACUCAAGAAAAUGGGUCUCACAUCUUUAGAAUCUAAAAAACUUGUUGCAAAUACACAAGCACAGUUACAAAGAGAGGCUGAGGAGGCUGCUGAGGAAGCUACUACACUAAUUCCAGAGGUUCAACAGACUGAAGAAGAUCAGCUGGACCAGCCAGUAAACCAGUUCUUCACCCAAGAAGUAGAGGUGCUAAACACAGAUGCCAGCACAAUAACCUUGCUGGAUCAAAUGUUAUCACAGGAAACUCAGACAUCAAGAGUUUCUACUGCUUUUGGUCCACUACCAGAUAAUGAGUUCAUCAUGACAAACCAACCUGUGCAAAGGCCUACUGCACUUACCACUUGCACAAAGGCUGGGAAGGCAGCCGCGGCAAAGAAGAGGAAGGCGUCCACAUCUGCACCAAAGAGGGUCAGAACUGGAGCAAACAAGAAGUUGAACAUUGAUGGUAGAGAUAAGGGAGAAGAUGGAACUGCUGGAGUCAAUUAGCAAGCCAUUCCCUAAUUAGUUCACUGUCCUAGGAAUGGUUAUUUUGUGUAUAAAUAUGACUGGUCUAAAUUAUGUAAGCAAGUGCUCAGUUGCUUUCAUCUUUUGCAAGUCUGAAUUAUGUAAGAUAAGUGCCCAGUUAACAUCAGAACUUUAUGCUUGUGAGCAUCAGAACAUGUCAUUCUAGUUAAUGAACUCAAUUUCAGCCCAA